AUGGAUACGUUUGCUUGGGUAAGUUGAAUACUGAACUUAUUGCCUUUCAAAACGUCAUGUCAAUAGUGCUUGAUGAGUCCAUUAUGGAGUUUUAGUUAUCAAUUUUAGCUAAUUUUUCUAACUCAAAUACAGCUUUGUCAGAUGUGCUUCUGCUUAGACUGUUCGCAUCCUGUUCAAAAAAUCCAUCAAAUAAUUUUUUUCCUCCGUAGUUUGCAUUUUCUUCCGCCUACAUUAUUGUUUACUCCUCCGACAUAUGUAAUAGCACAUGCAGCUUUCGCAGCAGUGGCUUUCCAAAAAAUAGGCUUUAUGCCAGCCGUUCAGCAUCCUAGCUCAAGAAUCUUCUCCUUUUAGCAGACAGCUACGUCCCCGUUCUCUAUCGGAUGUUAUUUAUGAACACGAGAGGAAGCUUUUCUUUUAUCACAGAGUACUGGACAGUAAUAAUCCCAUCGUAAACAGGACAUUUGCACAGAAUCUCACAGUCACCUCUGGUUAGGGCGUUCGGCCUUUAACUAGCAGGUUGCUGGUUCGAGCCCCAGGUGUUGCACAUUUCGGGGUUGGGUGUGGCUGGCUGACGACGGCUAACAAUCCGCAAAUGGCCAUCCCAGCCUACCUUGUCCUUGUCAGUAAUGCUAUUCUGUCUAAAUUUAAUUUACGCCUACUUAUGUAACACUGUGUGAAGCGAACCAUACCAACACUUUUACGCUUUAGUUAAUCUCAGAUCAAUGACAGCUCUACCGUCGUUUCCGACGAUGUCAACUGUUUGCCCCCACAGUAUGGUUGGCUCACAGACUGACUUACGCCAUUCACAAUGAUAGUGGACUUGCGCAGCAUCUGUCACACUCCCCUUCCCAACCUGGGCCCGAUGCCAUCACAGAGUCAGUAAGACCGGAAGCGGGAUAGGGCACAGGUGGCUGGCACGCUGGAAACCCACGCUUUGUAUAACUUUUAUCGGGAUUCAUAAAGACCCUUUAAAAAUUAAAUUCCACACUUAUUUUACGAACCAUAUGUUGUCAAACCUCUUACUUGAAGGACAGUAUAAUUUCAUAUUUAAAACCUGUUAGAAACGUUUAUAUUGAUGGAAAGCCUACGCAUCAUCUAUCACAUUCUUUCCUCUUCCCCCCUGAACUUGUUAACAAAACAGAGUCAAGGAGACCGGAAGCGGGGUAGAGCGCAGGCGGCUGGCUCGGUGGAAAUUCGCACCUAAGCGCAAGCCACUACGCCGGCUCAGAUCCCAUUGAGCAGUAGUACCAUCGAGGCCACAUUUAGAAGAAGCCAUUGCAGUCUGACUCUGGGUACACCAGCCGGUCACUCCACACACACUGGGCUGACUGCGAGGUCUGAGUUAUUCCGUCUCUUGGCAGCUUUCCAAGCUACUGCUUUUAGUUCACCGUGGUAGAUUCAAGCGCGUGAAAUGGUUAAUGAUGAGGAAUAAUACGGCGAGAGUCGAUUUCACUCGCUCUGCCCUAUCUCUUUUAUCAGUCAGCUGUCCGAGCCCUUCAACCGACUGACGCUGAGAUUGGGAGAGGUGGCUUACAGAGCUGAGAACAGUUCGUUAUGACGUGACACACACGCGACCUAGCCCUCCAUGCAAGCACAUCGGGAUUUCACACACGAGGCGGUAGAUUACUCGGAUCUCACACGCAGCAGAGGGGGCCGAAGAGCGCACUUUCCACUUACAUGAGAGGUGCAGGUGAUUUGGGAUGUUAGAGGUGCUCAUGUGUGGUGCAUGCGUUGAGGAGGGAAUGUGUCUGCGGUGAUUUGCCGUAGGUUCUCAUGGAAACGCAUGUGACUGAAUAGGCCCUUGCGAUGGCUGAAUGUGCGAACACAAUGCCGACAGUUGAGGCGAUGACGUUUGGUCUAUGUUGGUGCUCAAAGCACUGGCUCGCCAGUCUGCGUUCGGUGACUUUGCAAGUGGCCGACCUGGCCAAUCAGACCGAUCAGGGCAAUAAUCCUACUAAUAAUACCGGUAGCUCUCGUAGAAUAUAUCGAUCGUACCACAGCUGCUAAGUGACACUCGUCCAACGUCACCACCAUAUACGCAUGCAGAUUGUGGGUUUCCGUUCUCAGACUCACUUAUCUGACCUCUAUCGAUUAUCAUACCCUAUACAAGUAAUCAGAUUUUACUUUUCUUCGUAGGGUGCUAAUAGCCAUGGUCAGCUGGGCAUUGGAACCUUUGAAGACAGACAUACCCCAACCAAGGUAGCCCUAGACACCAAACCCCAGCUCAUCUCCGGCGGAGGAGCCCACUCAGUCCUCGUUUGUGGCACGUUCGCUUUCGAUGGCGAAUUCUUCUAUAUGUACGAUUUUCAGGGUCCGAUACUGUUUUCACCGCUGGCCGAAUAACCGAAUCAAAGUCCGAGAAGUCUCCAACAUUCACACCUCUACUUCUCAAUACUGAAGAACUCGUUGAACCCCUAAAGCAAAUUUCCUCAGGCUGGGACUUCUCGCUGCUGCUAACCAUCUCUGGUCAGGUUUUCAUUAUCGGACGCAACGCUCCGGACUUUCGCUGUGGUGCGAGCUCGAAUUCAGAAGCUCUCAAGUGGUUUAACGGUUUGGUACCGGUUGCUAUAUUUCUGCUGACGCAGUCUACCUCCCAUACUAGACUAAACUUCCCUUAAAGUCGGUGAGGGCUGUUUCUGCAGGACUGAGGCAUGCCGUAACGGUUUUAGGUAAGCCUUACCUUUUUUAUGCACAUCUAACCAUCUGUUGUCUAGAUUCAGGCGUAGUCCAGCACUGGACGCGACAGUCUGAUUACCAGCGCCUCCAGAAGACCGAACACAUUGUUAAUCUCUCUUCAUUAAGAGAGGACGCGGGAUUGGUAGUUGGCUGUUCUGCAGGCGCCUACCAUUCUGUAGCCUGGACAGGUAACCAUUCAGCUUUCGGUGAUGCCGCUUCGACUUCCUAUAUAAACCUGGCCGCUAGUCUGGCACUUUCCUUUUUGCCUCAGCUAGUCAAAGACCGACGGAUGAGGCGUUUUGAGGAAGGUCAUUAAACUGGUAAAAGACUGAACCUAGUGUCACCUCGCAAAGUGGUUAAUUAUCCUAAGUAUGCACGGCAUUUCAGAGGUUAUAUUGUGCGGUUUACAUUUUAAUUACGAUGUGUAAAUGUUCGGAUUCGUUAACCUUACAGCAAAUUAUACUUUCGAAAAAUUACUCUGACCGACUUUUUAAGUCGACCUCACCAAUCCUCUCCAUCCGUCUGUUUAUAAGACCUCACUGCAGGAUCCAUUCUCCUGUUCCUUUCUCCCAACUGUUGCUAUGCACCCGACUUCCACCGACCGUAAAACGCAUCUAAUCUUCCGCCGUUGUCCGUUUAAAUAGAGUGUAAAUUCUGAAAAAAAAUGAACAGCUAAGAACGAAGACUUCAGCAUUCAAGUGCUUUUAUUGUAAAUUUGCAGCAUUUGCACAUAGUAAGCUACCAACAUUUAAGCCGUACGAGGACUUUUCAGGCAUUUCGUAUCUGGUCCCCAGAGUACAUCCGACAACGUUAGGCUAAAAGUUCGAGUGGCCAAUAACAAAACAGCAAGAGCGCGUGCAAGCAGGAACAUCCACGCACAUUUCAUAGGUACAGUUCCGCACCAGAAUAGACGUACCUGAGGCCAAAGGGUAUGUCAGAAGAACUCGGAUAUUCAUUGGGGUUCUUUAGUAAUAAACGGUAAGACUAAUAGAGCACGAUAGAGUUAACAGGACGGGGCAUACAUUGAAGAGUGAACAUACAUUCGAGGCCACAGGAAUGACACCAAAACGUGGUGGUCGGUUUAAAAUCGAACAACAACAAAGAGCAAUGAACAAAGAACGAAGGGAAUCAACGAGUAGGAAUACAGAAACAAAGGAAGCGUGAUCCGAGUAAGGUCUGCCUACCAAUAAACAGUUAGUCGCAGAAAAGACAGGGACCAAAUUGAAAUGCGGGAUGUCACACCGCACAUUACUGGUGUAUUAAACAUACGUUCUUAUGAUCUCGUUUAAUGCAGAGAUGGCUGGUCUACGAACGGCUGUUUCACUGUCAUUUCCGAUCGUCAGUACGUUCCAGCGCGUUCCUAUCACGGGGAUUGUCGAGGUAGACGAGGGUAGCCGCAACUCCAGACAAAAGUGGCAACUUACGCCUGAUUAUAGAGGAGACUUGCGCAGCAUCGACCCCACCCUCGCCUGACACUCGUAAUUUUUCAAUGACAUGAUUAGAGGUGGACCUGUUCGUACUGUUUGAGCAGGCUUUCGCCCCGUGUACGCGUGCUGCCCUAGGACUGAAAUCGCAACCUGCGCGAAACAGACUUCACUCCCUGGGAUAUCACUUACGUGAGAAUCGCCAUAGUUCAGGACGCCAGUCGGUACUCUCCUUGGCAGCCCUCUAAGGCAAUUUCUAUUAAGAACCAAAUUUAUUAUGACACGUCGUUUGCCACUGCCAAGUCGACUGGAGCCGACCUCGGAUGCAGUGACUGCAUGACACAGCUGCCAUAUCGAAUGCAGCUCGUGUUUGACUCGUUUAUAUCCUCUUGGAGGCUGAAAAUCUGCCUUGCCUGCCGCUCAAACAUAAUCUUUAACUAAUUGUCAAGGAACCACACCAGAGUGUUGAAUGCAAAGUCGGCAGAUUGCGCGGCACCCAGCGUUUGCUCGACGUCUGAAUGCGAACAGCGAAGCCUGGUCAGACGGCGAAUAAUAGCCCUGGCGAAAUUGCUAGCUAAUGGGGGCUAAGGGUUCUCUCGAGAUUAUUUCGUACACACAAGAAUUCUGGCCUUCGAGUGCGCAUCUUCUCGGCUACUUGCGUAAACCACACUAGCUAAAAUUUACCACCUAAGUGGUGCUAAUUUUUCCGCUGCUCUUAGAUCUCUUUAUAAAGGCGAGAUAUUUUAACAAAAGUAUGCACAAAGCACCCUUUUUAUUACUAUUGUGGCAAAUUAAGUCUUCAUAUUUUCCGUUUGAGGCAAAGGCACGUGUUGGUUGAGGAGACCAACAAUUUGCGGAUAGCUCUAAACCCUGCCUACCGUUGCGCUUGCGUUUAGGGUUUCCGAAUCUCUCGCUGUCGACUUUUCGUUUCAAAACAGUCAUACUUACGUCCCUCUAUGCCAAUGAGAAUAUGUCGUCUGACGUCCAUAAGAUUUUGAAAUGGAUAUGGAUCACCUAUACUACUAUGCACACGGCAUUAGUAACUGUGAGAAUACGUUAAUAAAGAUUUCACGGUCUCAGCUUCCCUCCUAAUUGAAAACUCUUUUAAACUCGGAAGCUUCUCCCUCGUACAGCAUUGGCAAGGUUGCUUUGCGCAUAAUUUCUAGAAAAUGUUUGGACUUGCAAUGGCGUCGAAUAUAAGGAGAAAAAUGCAUACGGCUUGAACCGUCGUUUCUUUGCGGUUGGGAUUUUUCAUAUUGAGCCAACUGUGAAAAACUUGGCGCCUCCGUGGGAUUCGAACCCACGCAGUAAGGGGAAGGCUUUAGUACAACCAAAGCUCUAACCACUUGAGCUACGAGGCUCCGCCGGACGACGCGAGUUUGGUCACAUUUGGGUCAAGUUGUCCGCCCAACCUACUGCAACUUCUGAAAUCCACCAAAUCUGAUACAGUAAGUUGACUGCUCAAGCAAGAUUUCCUAAGUAAUUCACCUAGAAUCCGCCAGAUGACUACCAGGCUUACGUAAUUCAUAGACGUUUUGGCAGAUUUUCGCGGGUAGCCGGAAGGACCCGUUCUGGAAAGUUCGCAUUCCGAUCGUGUAUAAAAUACCUUGGGAUUUUGUUGUAUGCUAAUCAGCGUUGCAUCUCCUUUUAUGCAAUAAACUAUUUUUUGCCUAAAUCAUAUUUCACUUAAGGUUCCAUGAAUUAGGUCGUGCUGUAACUGCGUAGGUGAGUCGACCGACGAUGUCUCUAGUUAAAACGUAUCGUCCAUUGCACACGAUCCAAACCAGUCCGCCGGUCGAGGACGUUGAUCCGUCAUCGCUUUGUUUUUAGACAAGGUAAAAGACCAACUUCUGACUCGUGCGAAACUUGAAAAGGCUGUCUCCCAAAAAUUAGGUCGUUUCACCUGCGUCUCGACGAUCGUAUGUGAUUAGUAACUUUAUAAGUCUGCUACUCGUAUUUUGCCUACUCGGAGAGCGUCUUGCUUCCCUAGUUACAUGCAACAGAGAAAUCCAUAUUUCUGUAUGUUCACUUUGCUCAUGUAACUUUACUGCACUGUUCGUUAAGUUACUGUUUGCUUCUCAAACUUCAUUUCCCCUAUAGACUCCGGCCAUGUUGCAGUGUGGGGAAACCUGCGCUUCGGGCUGGGUGGUCCACUGUCCGCGCCGAGGACUGACGCAUGUUCUGCGUCUGAGGUGCACUGGAUUCCGAACGGAUUAUUUGAUAACGAACGUAUAACCUCUGUCAUGUCCGGUUGGAGCCACAUUUUGGCCCUGACAGGUCAGUUAGUUGAUUGCUUUUGGUUGAUUUAUCUAUGAGCAUAUUUUAGGUUUGUACUGUAUGCAUUCAUUCCGUUUGCAGAAUCUGGCAACCUUUAUACAUGGGGCAGGUCGGACUUUGGACAAUUGGGCAGGACUCUGACGGAGGUGGAUUCACGGCCCACUCCAUCCGCAUCUGGUGACAAACGGAAGAUUUGGCCAAUGAAGGGCGAGACUUUUGACCCCGUCCCGGGCAGAGUCAUCUUUAGGCCUAUCACCGAGUCGCAGUCUUCCGUGGAGGAAGCUCGCAUCACCAAAGUAGUUGCCGGCUCGGAGCACUGUCUGGCUCUGGACGAACGGCAGCGACUGUGGUCUUGGGGGUGGAAUGAACAUGGCAUGUGCGGUAUAGGACAGGUUGAGGAGGCGGACAAUCAGACCUGGGGCCUUCCCAUACGACCUCUGGAUCCGUCAGAUAGUAACUGGUGUGUAGACCGGCCUUCUCUUGUCCGUUUCCCCGGUCCUACGCCCUUCCCUCGAAUUUUGAACAUAGGUUCUGGUUAUGGUCACUCGUUUGCAGUUGUUGAAACGUGA
Spirometra erinaceieuropaei is the source of this 6946-nucleotide messenger RNA. The record is from the annotation of a GenBank genome assembly. Lineage: Eukaryota; Metazoa; Platyhelminthes; Cestoda; Diphyllobothriidea; Diphyllobothriidae.